Messenger RNA from Striga asiatica, 1357 nucleotides. Lineage: Eukaryota; Viridiplantae; Streptophyta; Magnoliopsida; Lamiales; Orobanchaceae. The record is from the annotation of a GenBank genome assembly.
UUCACUUUUUAAAGAUUUGAUUUUUUAUUUUUUAUUUUUUGGUAAAAAUGUGUCUGCAGCAGGCAGCAGACAGAGUAAAUAAUAAAUGGAGGGUACAAAAUUAAAAGCUUUCGCUGCAGAAAAAUGAAAGUGAAAAGCAAAAAAAUAAAAAAGAAAAUAAUGUGAAAAUAUAAAUCCCAUGCAUUUAUGGUAUUGAGAUUCUUUUGUUGCCUCAUUUCGUAUCAAUUCAUCAUAUCACAGUUUAUCAGCUGUCUCUCUCCUCACUUUCUCUCUCUCCCACAUACUACACACACUGCUAUUCACUUUUCCUCAUUAUUCCUGUACGUUUUCUUUUUCACCCUUUCUUGAAGACAAUUUUGUUGUUUAAUUAAAAAUUUUAAUCUUUUUCAUAUAUGCUAUUUUGUGUUCUGUUUUCUCUUCUUUCCUUUCUCCCCAANGAUAUUAUUACUAUUUAGAAAUGGGCAAAAGCAAUGAGGAUAGAAAAGAAGAAAAGAAGAGAAAGGGAAGAAUUUUGUGCUGUGAAAGGGAGGGUUUAAAGAAAGGAGCUUGGACUGCUGAGGAAGAUAAGAUUCUUGUUGAUUUUAUUACAAAAAAUGGGCAUGGGACUUGGAGAAAUCUUCCUAAACUUGCAGGGCUGCUUCGUUGUGGGAAGAGCUGUCGACUUAGAUGGACAAACUAUCUUCGACCCGACAUAAAACGAGGUCCUUUUACUCCCGAGGAAGAGAACACAAUUAUUCAACUGCACGAGUCGCUUGUAUCGAAACAUUAUUUCUCGUGCCACGUGUCUUUAUAUUAUUCGUCCAGGUGGGCCGCCAUAGCCUCCCACUUACAAGGAAGAACCGAUAACGAUGUCAAAAACUUCUGGAACUCACAUUUGCGAAAGCGCUUUAGCAACCGAGCUCUCGACCCGAAACCGAAACCGAACUCGAACCCAAACUCUCCCGUGACCCGCCACAUGGCGCAAUGGGAGAGCAUCCGCCUGGAGGCCGAGUCUCGACUCUUGUCCAAACCGGGGGGCCCACAGCAAGGCGAUUAUUACUUAAACCUAUGGAACUCAGAAAUCGGGACUUCCUUCCGUAGUAAUAAUAAAGUCAACGAUCUCGCACCACCAAACUCCUCCCCCCAGAAUUCGUCCGUCACGAAAGUCGAGUCUUGCAAGAAAAGUGGGGACACUUGGCGCAAAACCGAGGUGGAUGACGUGGCGACGGCUCGUUCGGACAUGACUUCGAAAUCAUACGAGGAUCAUCAGUUGAUGAUGCAUGAUGAUGACUCGUCGGAUGGUAUGAUGAAAUUGCUGCUCGAUUUUCCAUUGGUGGACGAUUAUGACCUGGCGUUUUUUGGGGGAGCCGACGUGUAG